GCACCCUAGAGCAAACGUUAGACAACCUUUUUUCCCUUUUCUAUAGUCUUGUUAUCCGUUCCGCGGAAAUCAGCCACCGUGGAUCCCGAACGGCAGCCACUUUUACCCCAACCCUCGUCAGCCGAAGACGCACCCAGACCUUCACUCGCUUCUGAUAAACCCCCACGUCACACAAGCGGGGAUCUUGAGCCAUACCAAGCUACGCCGUCGAGCAGCCGGAGCGAAAGCUUCUUAAGGCCUGUGGUGGCCGCGACAGUCUUUCACUCCAGCGACGAACCGUUCUUCGCAAAUCGCAUCAUGGAAAGGGUCAAGAAGUCAAAGGUCGCCCAUUGGGCCAACAAGCUUGCCGUCGAGAACGAGCCUGGCCUCACCACCGCCCAGCUCAUGCUGUACAACCACGAUCUGAAGCCUGUUGAACCUGAGCGCCGACAAUGGAGCGCGUGGAAUUUCGUUGGUUUUUGGGUUGCCGACUCCUUCAACAUCAACACAUGGAUGAUUUCUUCCGCCAACAUUGUCGAUGGUCUCUCCUGGUGGCAAUCAUGGAUUUGCGUUUGGCUUGGAUACUCAAUCGCAGCUUGCUUCGUCUGCAUGACGGGUCGUAUCGGUGCGACAUAUCACAUUUCGUUUCCCGUUGUUAAUCGCGCAUCUUUUGGCAUUUGGGGCGCGCUAUGGCCCGUAUUCAAUCGCGCAGCUAUGGCCAGUAUCUGGUAUGGUGUCCAAGCAUGGAUUGGCGGCACAUGUGUGCGCCUAAUGAUCCGAGCUAUCUGGAACAACUGGCGAAAUGCCGACACUCCUGGAGGAGGAGGUAUUGCCAAUGGCAUCCCCAGUUCUGGUACCAACACUGUCGACUUCGUCUCUUUCUUCCUUUUCUGGGCCGGAUCUCUCCCGUUCAUCUAUCCGCCAGUCCACAAGAUUCGCCAUUUGUUCACCGUCAAGGCCUUCUUCGUACCUACUGCAGGAGUUGCUCUUUUCAUCUGGGCGAUCGUACGAGCAAAGGGACUGGGUCCUAUUGUUAAGCAACCCAGUGAAGCCAAAGGAUCCGAGCUGGGUUGGCUCAUGGUCAAGGGCAUCAUGAGCGCGAUUGCCAACUUCGCCACUUUGAUUGUAAACGACCCUGAUUUUUCACGUUUUGCGAGGAAGCCUUCAGACGCUUUUCUACCGCAGCUGCUUACCAUUCCCAUUGGAUUUGCAGUCACGUCGUUCAUUGGUAUCAUUGUAUCGUCUUCUUCGACCGUCAUCUUCGGAAAUGCCAUCUGGAACCCACUGGACCUGCUCGAGCAGUUUCUCAACGAGGGAGGGUCAGGCCAACGUUUCGGUGUCUUUGUCAUUGCUGCUGCCUUCACCCUUGCACAACUCGGUACCAACAUUGCGGCAAACUCAAUCUCCGCCGGUACUGACAUGACGGCUCUUGCGCCGCGCUGGAUCACUAUCAGACGUGGUGGUUAUAUUUGUGCGCUUGUCGGUCUCGUCAUGUGCCCAUGGAACCUCCUUGCCGACACCAACAGCUUCACCACCUAUCUCUCCGCAUACUCCGUCUUUCUCUCCUCGAUUGCAGGUGUCAUGAUCUGCGACUACUACGUUGUGCGUAAGGGCUUCUUCCAAAUUAAGGACCUUUACUCGGGAAAGAAAACCGGUCCAUACUACUAUACCCUCGGUUUCCACUGGCGCGGUUACGCCGCUUACAUUGCAGGUGUCGCCAUCAAUGUUGUUGGUUUCGCCGGUGCCGUUGGCCGCAAGGUUCCCAUUGGAGCCCAACGCAUCUACGAUCUCAACUUCUUUACUGGAUUCUUGGUUGCCAGCAUCACAUACUGGGCACUUUGCAAGAUCAGCCCCAUCCCUGCUACGAGCGAUGUCUGGAUGGAGGUCGGAGAUGAGAUUACCGAUAUCAGUGUUGCAUAUCAUAGCGAUGAUGGAGAGCGAUACGAUGAGGAAGUCAUGCAUGGGGGCAGUGGAAAAGGCGUCAAGGAGGAUGCCCCAACCAAGCACUUUUAAGUGAUGUUGGAGAUGUUGUGAUUUGUGGACGUUGGUACUAGAUGGAGUUGAUGCUUUGCGGGUUUAAGGGGCGAGAGAUACCAGACCACGCCCGAGGUCACUGUCGUUUUGAUUGCUAUGGAAUCUUUUAUUCUAAACCUUCUUAUUUACUGGUCGUCUUCGCAUGUUCCUAUUUGCUGAAUUAGAGCACUGACGUAAUUACUUCUAGCGUCCAGUAAUUCCCCUUUUGGUAAAGAAUAAGAUGCAUGCAUACA
Bipolaris maydis ATCC 48331 is the source of this 2246-nucleotide messenger RNA. Its product is annotated as permease for cytosine/purines, uracil, thiamine, allantoin-domain-containing protein. Gene Ontology annotation, cellular component: plasma membrane. Gene Ontology annotation, biological process: nucleobase transport; transmembrane transport. The record is from RefSeq and is a predicted model, not a curated record. Gene Ontology annotation, molecular function: nucleobase transmembrane transporter activity. Lineage: Eukaryota; Fungi; Ascomycota; Dothideomycetes; Pleosporales; Pleosporaceae.